This is a messenger RNA of Orbilia oligospora ATCC 24927, 1083 nucleotides long. RefSeq lists its product as uncharacterized. Bases 1 to 1083 code for a protein of 360 amino acids. The record is from RefSeq and is a predicted model, not a curated record. Gene Ontology annotation, biological process: mitochondrial L-ornithine transmembrane transport. The transcript is spliced from 3 exons. NCBI's taxonomy places the organism in Eukaryota, Fungi, Ascomycota, Orbiliomycetes, Orbiliales, Orbiliaceae. Gene Ontology annotation, molecular function: L-ornithine transmembrane transporter activity.
AUGGGCGAAAUCCUCGAAACAACUUCUAUUGCCGCUAAGGAUGGUCAUGCGGUUACAGCGAUAAAGGAUAUCACCUACGGCUCUAUCGCCGGUAUGGUAGGCAAAUUUAUCGAAUACCCUUUCGACACCGUUAAAGUCCGACUACAGACCCAAAACCACUUCAAAGGACCCCUCGAUUGCUUCACCCAAGGUUUAAGAAAUGAUGGAAUAACAGGGUUAUACCGUGGUAUUGCGCCGCCGCUGGUUGGGGCAGCAGCAGAGAACGCAGGACUAUUCUUCGGCUACACGGCCUCUCAGAACGUUAUCCGCCAAUCCUUCUACUCUUCUUACGAUCCAGAACAAAAACUGCCAAUGCCGGCAUUGGUCACCUGCGGCGCCAUAGCCGGCGCAUUCUGUAGUUUAAUAUUAACCCCCAUAGAGCUCAUCAAAUGCAAAAUGCAAGUCCAAGCCGUCACCCCGCCUCUGGAAUCCUCCAACAACAUCAAUAAUAAUAAUAUUAAUAAUAACAACAAUAAUGUAUCACCAAAAUCCACAACUUCUACCACCACUCCCACCCAAAACCGUUCUUACACGACCACCGCAACCAUGGCUUCAACAGCCACCCUCGCAAAACCCCGUUAUGCAGGUCCGAUCACUCUAGUAAGCGAAGUCAUAAAAGCCCACGGCAUCCUCGGCAUGUGGCACGGUCAAUCAGGAACAUUCCUAAGAGAAACAGGUGGUUCAGCAGUAUGGUUCGGCACGUACGAAUACGUUUCUCUCGCUUUUCGAAACCUUCAUCUUUCAAGAACUGGAGUUGCAAAGGAGGAAACUUCAGCGGGCGAGAUGAUGAUCGCUGGUGCUUGUGCGGGUGUAUGUUAUAAUGGGGUGUUAUUCCCGGCGGAUACAAUUAAAAGUCGAAUGCAAACUGCGGCGGUAGGUGGGGUUGGGAGUCGACAGAUGGGAUUUUGGGAUACGGGGAAGGAUAUUUAUAGAUCUGGAGGGUUUAGAGGGUUGUACAGAGGGUGUGGGAUUACGGUGUUAAGAUCUGCGCCGGCUAGUGCGGUUAUCUUUUUGGUGUAUGAGACUUUGAAGGCGAGGUUUUGA